Messenger RNA from Phoenix dactylifera (date palm), 1780 nucleotides. NCBI's taxonomy places the organism in Eukaryota, Viridiplantae, Streptophyta, Magnoliopsida, Arecales, Arecaceae. The record is from RefSeq and is a predicted model, not a curated record.
CUGAGCUCGUCUCGCUCUCCACUCGUCCCCAAGUCGACGCCUAGUCCCCAGAGAUCUCCUUUCUCCGCUCGGGGGAGAAGAAGGAAAGAAGCUCUCUUUCUCCCCUUCUCUCCUCCCUUUCUCCCUUCGCCGCCAUGAUCGGAAUCGAGGAAUCCAAGAACCUCUUCGCGCUCCUCAACGCCGAGUCCCGAACCUUCGAUGAGAUAUUUGCGGAUUUCCUCUCCCGGUUCCCCCGCGAAGCCCACUUCCGGGUCUGCUCCUCCCUCGCCAUGCUCUUGGAGGACAAGGGCAUGCUUAAACCCAGCCAGCGUUUGGUUGCAUUAGCUAUCCUCCAUCAAGCUUAUUCCUCUCAACCACCCUCCUCGAACCCAUUUAUUUCCUUUCUUAUAAAUGCAGCUUGUGAUGAUGCAGCAGAGAAAAUGGAAAUGUCAUUUAUUCAACUGUUAUUAGGAUCUGCUGGUGUAAACAAUAACAAAGAGGUUUUGAAGCAGUCCGCUGCAGAUUACAUCAAAGGAUUUGAUCCAUCAUCACAUGUUUUACUGCAACGUGAACAACUCCAGAAGCAACAUUGUGAUGGAACACAACCCGAGCCAUACAAAAGCAUUUUCAGGGCUGCAGCUGUUAAAAAUGUUAUACCAGAUCCAGAUGUCCCUCAUGGUUGUGAUGCAAAUUCAUCAGAUCUAAAGCUUUCCCCACCAGGAGCUAAACCAAGAAUCGGGUCUGAAGAUAGAGACACUGCUAUAACUGAUUUGCUUCAGAACCUGUCAUUGGAAGGUCUAAGUCCUCAGUGGAUUAGGCCUGCACCACCAAGGCUCCCAAUACUAGAUGGAGAGCUUAUGUGGCUCAACCCUGACAAUAACCAUGAAUUGCUGUGGGACUACGGAAUGUGUGCUGACACCAGUCGCGGAGCUGCAGUCAGAGAUUUGAUUGCAAAAGCCUUGAAAGGUCCACUCGCACCUGCUCAACAGGAGCAAGUCGUGGUAGAACUUGCAAAGGAUCCAAAACUAGUUUAUCACUGUGGACUUACUCCAAGAAAGCUGCCAGAUCUUGUUGAACACAACCCACUAAUUGCGGUUGAAGUUCUGUCAAAAUUAAUGAACUCUCCUGAAAUUUCAGAGUAUUUCACGGUUCUUGUCAAUAUGGAAAUGAGUCUCCAUUCUAUGGAAGUUGUAAACAGGCUUACAACCGCAGUCGAUCUCCCAACAGAGUUCGUGCACAUGUACAUCACAAACUGUAUAUCAUCAUGCGAAAAUAUUAAGGAUAAGUACAUGCAAAACAGGCUCGUGAGAUUGGUCUGCGUCUUUCUACAGAGCCUUAUUCGGAACAAAAUCAUCAAUGGUGACCUGUGCGUGUUGGAUGUAUAUAUAUCCCAAGAACUUUUGCUUGUGGCUUAUCGUUUGCAUUUACAUCAAGUCUAUCCUUUGGUUUCAAUGGAUCAUGACACGUCAAGACCAGUGCUGAUAUUUCUUUCAAUUGUUCUCAUGUGCAGUUCAAGAUCUCUUCAUUGAAGUCCAGGCUUUCUGCAUUGAGUUUUCCAGGAUCAGGGAAGCUGCCGGCUUGUUCAGGCUUCUCAAAACUUUGGAAUGAGUUACCAUAUCUUCUCUAUCUAUUCUGUACAUUCUGCUCAACUGUUGCCUUUGUUUUGCGACACGAAAUGAAGAGCUUUAGAGGGUGUAACUCUCUUUCAUAAAUUUUCCAUUUGAAUCUUAUCAGAGAGACUGUAAUGACAUCAUCUAUGAAUAUCUGAGAAUAUAUUAGCUUCAGCUGGUUUCCAGAUUUA